Hypanus sabinus (Atlantic stingray) is the source of this 978-nucleotide messenger RNA. RefSeq names its product gamma-interferon-inducible lysosomal thiol reductase-like. The record is from RefSeq and is a predicted model, not a curated record. Bases 1 to 873 code for a protein of 290 amino acids. The transcript is spliced from 8 exons. Gene Ontology annotation, cellular component: lysosome. Gene Ontology annotation, molecular function: oxidoreductase activity, acting on a sulfur group of donors, disulfide as acceptor. NCBI's taxonomy places the organism in Eukaryota, Metazoa, Chordata, Chondrichthyes, Myliobatiformes, Dasyatidae.
AUGGUUCCUAUCGAAAAGGAAAUGAGGAAAAGCAUGUCACUAGGGUUUGCUGCAUAUCAAAGGACAACGCAAACCCGCCAAGCAGCCAGGCGUUUUGAUAUCUCCAGGCGCGGCUGGAAGACGAGCGCCUUCGGAGUGCAGCACUGUGGACGACUUGAUUCCUCGCUGAACCAUUGGGGGAGACUGAGGCAGCAGGUGGUGUACGCUGCUGUCGGAAGAGGUCCCCUGCACUCCAGUGAUCUCUCUCCCUCUCUCUCGAUGGGUGAGAGCAGGUGUACGCCUGCAGAAACUGGAAGAUGGCCGCCUGUGCACAUCAGAUUAUUCUACGAGACCCUGUGUCCCGACUGCCGUGCGUUUAUGGAAAAUGAACUCUGCCCGACCUGGGCAAGGAUGAAGGAGUUUCUGAACGUCACCCUCAUUCCAUUUGGCAAUGCUGAGGUGAUCCAGAGCACCCAGAGCCAGCAGUUCCAGUGUCAAUGCGGGAGGAAAGAAUGUUUAGGAAACAUGAUCCAGAGCUGUAUGAUUUAUCACCUGAAGAACACGUCGUCUUACCUGCCAGUGAUCUGCUGCAUGGAGUCUGCCCAUACGGUGCUCAUUGCAGCACAGCAGUGCCUACAAGAGCACGCGCCGUCCGUGAGCUGGGAGAUCAUCAGUGACUGUGUCAAUGAAGACCUGGGCUCUCAGCUGAUGUAUCAGAAUGCUCAGAGGACCAAUGAACUGGAACCACCGCACCACUACGUCCCUUGGAUCUUGAUCAAUGGGGAGCACUUUGAGGAUACGCAGCAUCAUGCAGAGACUGACCUCUUGGACCUAGUCUGUAGGACCUACACAGCUCCCCCACCGAAGAUUUGUGAUCAAAGUGUCAGCACCUAACACUCAAAGCUCAAAACAUAACUGUUCUGCCAAAUGGGAAGCUUUAAUUAAUAAACUUCACUCUACCUUCCACCAUUUUAUAACUCUUUUCAGAUGUUAUACUAU